AUGGAAGGACGUACAGUUGUAAAGGAGGAGGUGUUCUGGAGAAAUUAUUUCUACAGAGUAUCCCUAAUUAAACAGUCUGCACAACUCACAGCACUUGCUGCUCAGCAGCAAGCAGUAGGAAAAGAAGAUAACAAAGGCAGAGAAGAGGAUAGUCAACUGACAGACAAUUAUUGGAGACUUUCAGAAGGAACAAAAGAAGUUUGUCCAAGAGCAGCAAACAAAAAGUCAGAAGCAGCAGUUCCUCCCUGGGUAGACAGCAAUGAGGAAGAGACAAUUCAACAACAAAUACUGGCCUUAUCAGCAGAUAAACGAAAUUUUCUGCGGGAUCCUCCAGCAGGUGUUCAGUUUAAUUUUGACUUUGAUCAAAUGUACCCUGUUGCAAUGGUGAUGUUACAAGAAGAUCAGCUUCUCAAUAGGAUGAGGUUUGAUCUCGUUCCUAAACAGUAAGUAACUUUUUGAUGGUUAUUAUUAUUUU
Molecule: messenger RNA, 475 nt
Organism: Meleagris gallopavo (turkey)
Lineage: Eukaryota; Metazoa; Chordata; Aves; Galliformes; Phasianidae
Source: RefSeq, a predicted model, not a curated record